AUGAAAUAUUUCAUUCUUGAACCAGUUUUCAUGGAACUUAUUCUUCUUGCCGCCGUUUAUCCAAAUCGAACUGAACUUAAACUCUUCAAUUUCGAACAACGAACCACUGCAAAAUAUUUUACAGAUGAAUCGUCGCUGCGAUCUGUUUUUCAACAACUUAUUCUUGUUAAUGACGAUAAGAGCGCACGAGUAGGUUCAUUGAAAGAGUAUACAAGAAAUAUGUAUGUGCGCAUCUUGAAUUUCUUCAAAAAUUUAACACAUCUCAAUAUUAUUGGACCAUAUGUUAUGCUAUGUCCAGUUGUUGCUUAUAUUCGAGGUUUAACAAAAUUAUCAUCAAUUUACGGAUCUAUCAUGGCAAGUGAUGUUAGUCUUGUGUCAAGACUUUAUGUAUUUGAUAAUGAUUUGAAGUUAGGCGAAGAAAAUUUUGCUGAUAUAGUCAAUAAAAAUAUUUUAUGCUUAUUAUAUAAUGAAGCUGGAAAAAAUGCAUUCGAAGAUGAUGUUUUUCGAAUUUUCAAUCAUAUCUUAGUAUUUGAAAAUGACUAUCAAGCAAACGUAAUUAAAAUACUUCAGAAAUAUUCAGCAAAGAAAUAUCUUAUUCCCGAUGAAACAAUGCUAGCCUUAGAAAAUGUCAUUAGUAUUCCUGAGUGGUUUGAUCAAGUUUUGAAAGUAUUUGAAAGCAUGAUUUAUAACAAGCAAAGCGUGAGUGAAAAAAUUCUGCAAAUUAUUGCUGAUUACUUCUAUUUAUCUCAUGAUAAAAAAUUACGAGAUAGAUUGUUUCAUCUCUUGACGAUGGUCGAUGAUAAUCAAGAUGUAUCAGAUGAAAUAUUUGAUAUACUAGAAUUAGAAAAGGCUAGCCUUGUUAUUAGUUCAAAUCUAUCUGAUGCUAAUCAUGCUAUCGUUUAUUUAUUUGAAAAGACAAAGGAAGGCAAAAGAUUGACAAUAAACGGUUUUAAAGCAUUGAGCAAAGUAAUUGAUAAUCGAUCGAAACUCAAUGAGGAAAUAUUAAAAAUCAUAUUGAAUACUUCAAAUAAUGAACAAAUCAUAACUGAUGAUUUAAUUCAGAAACUUGUAAAAAGAUUCAAACCUCACAAAGUACAAAAGUAUUUACUUGAAAUAUUUGAAAAUUUAGUGAAAAAUAAUCAGGAUAUACCGAACGAACUUUCAUUCAAAUCAGAGAUCGGCGAGUCAGUUAAAAAUACGACUCGCCACCGCCUCGCCAUGUUGACGAGUUGA
Messenger RNA from Rotaria socialis, 1233 nucleotides. NCBI's taxonomy places the organism in Eukaryota, Metazoa, Rotifera, Eurotatoria, Philodinida, Philodinidae. The record is from the annotation of a GenBank genome assembly.